GGUGAUCUUGGAGGGCAUUCUGGUACUUCAUCUUCCUGAGACUCUCCGCCGUUGUCACAUGAAGAUCUUCGUUGACACAGACGACGACGUGCGCUUGGCGCGUCGUAUCCGCCGAGACACGGUGGAGCGUGGGAGGGAUGUAGAAGCGGUGAUCAAGCAGUACACGCGCUUCGUAAAGCCGUCCUUCGAGAAGUACAUUUUGCCCAGCCGAAACAAUGCGGACAUCGUGAUCCCCUGGCGAGAAAACAACGCCGUGGCCACUGACCUCAUUACACAACAUAUCCGCACCAAGUUAGGCAUGCACGAGCUGCUGCGGAUCUUUACCAAUCUUUACAUCAUGCCGGCCACAAUGCAGACCCGCGGCAUGCACACCAAGAUCCGUUCCCGUGAUACCUGCCGACAGGAGUUCGUGUUCUACGCAGACCGGCUCAUCCGCUUGGUAGUGGAGGCGGCCUUAGGCCAUCUGCCCUUCUUGGAGACCGAGGUCCUAACGCCGGUGGGCGAGCCCUACCAGGGUGUGGAGUUCAGCCGGCGAAUCUGCGGUGUCUCCAUCAUUCGCUCGGGCGAGGCCAUGGAAAAUGCCCUGCGGACCUGUUGCAUUGGUGUGAAGAUCGGCAAGAUCUUGAUUGAUCAAGUGGGCAAAGAGAGGCCAAAAGAGUUCAAGACUGGGGAUCGCGAUCUUUGCUUCCCGUUGCUGCUACAGACAAGAAGGUUUUGUAGGUCUAUAGGGUACCCCAGGCUUGCAAUUUGGACGCGCAAGAAUCCUUCUGUGAAGUCGCAGGUUUGUGAAGGUCAAGAAGGGUCAGAAAGUAUUGAGAACCCAUCUGGGCCGACUGGCCGGAUCAGCAUUUGCUUCAGAUGAAGUGCGAUGCUAACUUUCAGUCCUUGAGGGAUUCCCCGCCCUUGAAAGUCUCGGCUUAACAUUUGCUGCACUUCUUUCUCAUAUCUUUUUUUUUCCGUCAAUCCAAGACUACACCACCA
Messenger RNA from Durusdinium trenchii, 981 nucleotides. The record is from the annotation of a GenBank genome assembly. NCBI's taxonomy places the organism in Eukaryota, Dinophyceae, Suessiales, Symbiodiniaceae.